GCGAACAAGUACUCGAACUUCGAACGCUCUCUUCCUUAGACCUACUUCCUUCCACACUUUCUCAUAUUGAUUGUUGUUGUCUGGCACUGGCACUGUGAACAGAAACAAAACGACUAUCAGCCAGCUGUGUGUGACUGUUCUUGAGAGAAGGAUAUAUGGCAGAAGGGUGCAACCACGGGCACAGUCAUGGAGGAGGUGGUGGGGGACACGGCCAUAGUCAUGGAACGCCCGAUGCAAGUGAUGCAGAAAAUUCAAAGGGUCUAGAAUUCAAUUUGUAUCUGAAAAUUGACAUGGACAGUCUUACUUGUUUGAACGAAGAGGACGAAGGCUCAGGGAAAACAGUCUUCAGGGCCUAUGAAAAAAGAAUGGACAGAUCCAAAUUUGUGGCAAGUGACGUGGAUGAAGAGCUGUUGUUCAACAUUCCAUUUACAGGGCAAGUCAAGCUGAAAGGUUUGCUCGUCAUCGGGGGAGAGCGAGAGACACACCCAAACAAAAUGCGCUUGUUCAAGAACCGUCCCAACAUGUCGUUUGACGAUGCUCGGGCCAAACCAGACCAGGAGCUAGAUGUCCAUGUGGACCAGGAAGGUGUCAUUGAGUACAAGCCUAUUGUGGCCAGAUUCAGUGAUGUGACACACCUAUCCAUCCACUUCCCGAGUAACCAUGGUGGUGCUGAAAGCACAGAAGUCUAUUACAUUGGGCUGAAAGGAGACUACAUGCAGGCCCAUCGCCAUGAAGUGACCAUCACAGCAUACGAGUCACGAGCAAACCCAGCUGACCACAAGACAAAUGCCCUGAACCAGGUCAACCACAUGAUCUCCUGAAGACCGUCUAUUGUGUUUUCCUGCGUUUGCAUGAGGUGUAGCUCUGUCAAAGCUUAGACGGAGGCCACAACAUAAUCAACACAUGAAAAUGGCUAUGAGGACUGCAAUGGUCUCCUUCCAAGGGCACAAUGCUCGGGUGAUUCAUUAACAUGCUGUUAUGCUAAGUGUUCCCUUAUCUCUGUGCAAACUCAGGAUAAAUUUUUUAAUGAUUUUUCUUUCUCUCGGAUGGUUUUUGAAUACGUUAAAGAUUACUUCCCUUUGUUUUUGAAAAUGCAGAGAAAAUAGCUUGCAUUUGUGGAUGUCACUGUAUUGUUUGGCUGAAAAGAGACUAAAUGCAAGUUAUUGGGGUUUUUUCUUUUUGUUUGUUUGUUUCUUUAGAAAGUAGGUGGAGGUUAGUAUUCUUGGACUUUUCUUCAAUGCCACAUUGCAAAAAUUUAAAGUAAGAUUCUGACUAUGGCCUUUACUCUACAAGUGAGUUCAUACAACCAGACACACAUGAGUCAAUCUUGUAAAUCCAACAUUAUAAUGACCAGUCAAAAAUGUUCUUUUGCUGAUAUAUCCCCCAACUUGUUAUGAGACUAAUAGUCAGAGGCCUGUUUUCAGAGGGGGUAACCUGGCGAUUCAUGUAUAAAAUCUCAGAGUGCAAAAGUGGUCUGCAGAGGUAUGAAAUGCCAUCUGUCGUAUUUGUUAUGUGGUGUGGGAAGGGAGAGGACAUUGCCAGGACUGCUGAUCAGGGAAAUCUGCUGCAUUUUCUUUUGCAGAUACUUCCUGCAAGUCUUGCUUAACCCAUCAUAAGCUUCUUAGCGCGUAGAUGUUCUCUCUUUUACUUUUACUACUUUAUGCUUACCCACAAAAUUAAACCCUUAGAUAUGUAGUGUGCUUGUAGAAUUUAAUAUUGAGCCUUAAUGUUUGGACAUAGAAAUUUAAGGAAAAUUUAAAAAACAGUGUCCCCGCUUCAAACGGGUGCCUCUACUAAAUCUUUUCAACCUGUAGAGAACUUAAGCAUGUGCCGAGUUGACAGGAAAUUCUUGCAAAAUCAGAAAAUGUACAGGUAGUCUGUAAGGUCAAGUAAAAACAUAAAAGCCUUUCUUUCUGUAGGCCUGUACUUUUUAAAAAGAUCUUCCAUACAAUUUUAUUAUUUUUCAUUCAUUCAUUUAUUUUUCUGAGGAGGGGGGGGGGGUAUGUUUUCCUUUAGUUGUUUGUUUUGGGGUAUUGUUCAUGUUUUGCCCUCUCUGGCUACUUGUGAACAUGCUCUUGAUGUGCCAAAGAAAAGGUUUUUUAUCAAGUCUUGAUGUUACUGCAAUGUGUCUCAUUUAUGCAUUUUUCUGUCUGGUUAUGUUUCCCAUAAAUUUGAUAUAUUUAUAAUGUAAAGCUGAAAACAAUGUAAUGCGGGUCACUUGUUAGUACAGUAGACACAUCAGCUUGUUACCAUGUUGGGUCACAUGUUCUCUUUGCUAUGUUUUCAUCCUUCCACGGCAGUGUGUUCACCAACCUGUGGAAUGAUUUCUUCAUCAUGCUGAAGGCCUUCUACGUGUUCUCUAGUCUGCUCCUUGUGUAUCAUUUUAUGCUACUUGUUUGUCAUUUUCUGUCUUGUGCCCCGUCCACUACUUUGUGAUCCUCGUUCACUAUUCUGUGCCACACUUUCAUAGAACAUAGAUUAGAUGAGUUAUGAGCAAAUUUGUGAAAGCUGUAAAGAGCACAGUAUGUGCUUUGAACAUUAUGUGAUGACACCUCUGCUCUGCAGACCUUUAUUGCUUUCAAUUUCAGUUUCAAGUAGAAGUUACACUUGUAGGGCCAUUUCCAGAGGAGAAAGAAUGGAAAUACUCUGUUGCUUGUGUGAUUUUUCCUUCUAGUUGGGGAAAAUAAGCAAAUCACAGAUUUUUAUGUCUGAUAUGCUCUUUAGAAUAUAUUAAGGUUUUUAUGAUGUUCAUUUUUUGUUUGACUUUGUUCUCCCUGCAAGAUUUAUUGCAAUAAAUGAAACGUUUGAAAUGCAU
Molecule: messenger RNA, 2815 nt
Organism: Aplysia californica (California sea hare)
Lineage: Eukaryota; Metazoa; Mollusca; Gastropoda; Aplysiida; Aplysiidae
Product: PITH domain-containing protein CG6153
Exons: 5
Coding region: 156-821 (221 amino acids)
Cellular component (GO): nucleus
Source: RefSeq, a predicted model, not a curated record